AUGCAGCCCCAAACUGACGAACAAGAACAAACUAUUAAAAACAAAGAAGAGACCGGCAACUCCCCACAACAAACAGAGCCAGCAGCCGCAGCAGAAAAAGCAGCAGAUACAGCAGUAGCAGAUACAGCAGCAGCAGCAACUGCGGAAACGGCAGAAGCAGCGGCAGGAACAACAGCAGCAACUGCAGAAACAGCAUCAGCAACUGCAGAAGCAGCAGAUGCAACUGCAGAAACAGCAGAAGCAGCAACAGAAACAGAAGCAGCAGCAGCAGCAUCGGCGGCAACAGCAGCAGAAUCGGCAGCAGCAGCAGCAGCAGAAUCGGCAGCAGCAGCAGCAGAAACAACAGCACCAGCAGCUGAAACAGUAGCAGCGGAAGCCGAGGCAGCAGCAGAAACUGGAGCAACAACAGCAGCAGCAGAUACAGCAACAACAACAGCAGCAGCAGCAGCAGAUACAGCAACAACAGCAGUAGAUACAGCAACAACAGCAGCAGCAGAAGAUACAGCACCUACAGCAGCACCAGCCGCUCCAUCAGAAACAACAACAGCAGGAGCAGGAGCAGCAGCAGCAGAAGCAGCAACAGCAGCAGCAACAGGACAAGAUGCUGGUGAAUCUGCAGAGGGAACAAACAUGUCUUCGUCUGAAUCACCAGGAAGGAGAAAAGUCAUCAAAACUUUGGCUGUACUUGGAUCAGGUGUAUAA
Eimeria maxima is the source of this 702-nucleotide messenger RNA. RefSeq lists its product as hypothetical. The record is from RefSeq and is a predicted model, not a curated record. Lineage: Eukaryota; Apicomplexa; Conoidasida; Eucoccidiorida; Eimeriidae. The transcript has a single exon. The coding region runs from base 1 to 702 and encodes 233 amino acids.